AUGCCGGAACCCACCAAAUUCAUUUUGGUACCAGAAUCAUCAUACAGUAACGUUACAGCUUUGCAUUCCUGCAGACAGUGUGUAAAACCACUGACGGUUGUGACGUGCACCAACAUAUUUUGUGAUGGUAAUCACGAGGAAGGAAGUGGGACCAGUGAAUGCAACCGUGAGGAUGAAGGUGAAAGAAUCAAUAGUAAUAGAUAUGCAGCAAGCGGGAAAUGCUACAAUAACGAAACUGAUGACGUGCAUCAUGAUGGGGAUGAAGACAACAAUGAUAAAGGUCACGACAACAACGACAAAAGUGUAAAAUCCACGCAAGAAUGGCGCAGAAUCAGAAUCUAUGAUAAUGAACGACAACGGAAAUUCACAGGACGCAGAGAAAAACAACGGUCGAAAAGACGAGAUACAAUCAAUCAAUUUAUUGGAAGUUUCGUUUUAUUUGUCAGCACUAUGCGAGUCUCACUGGCUUGUCCUGAAAUUAUUUCAUCAAUCUGCCGUUGUGAUGAUUCACAGAAUGGUAUAAUCCUCAAAUGCUCACAUGUUGAUGGAUCCCAGGCUGUUUACAUGUUGAAAGCUAAUCAGAUCAAUUUGGGUCUGAUCCAACAGCUAGAAAUGCAAGAUUCUGGGCUGAAACAUAUUCCUGCUGGAUUUUUUUCCGGAUUAUUCAUCAAGAAACUGGAUUUGUCAUAUAAUAGUAUUACAGAUAUCGACGAAAACAGCUUCCUGGAGAUGAACGAUAUUUUACAGGAACUUAUAUUACAUCAUAACAAUUUAACACAGUUACCAUCUAAAGCACUAACACCAUUAUCAGCACUUUUACGGCUCGAUUUGUCCAAUAAUUCAAUUGGUGACAUUGAAGCGGAGCAUGCCUUUCCGCCAUUAUCCAAGCUAUAUGAUGUUAGCUUAGCAAAUAAUCGUAUAUGCCAGAUACACAAGAAUGCAUUUGAACAUGUUAAACACAGUAUACAAACGAUUAAUCUUGGCAGGAACUGUUUGAAGGAAGUUCCAGCACCAGCAAUUCGAGGAUUCAAACAAUUAAUGGCACUGCAUUUACACAACAACAACAUCAGCUCACUGAAAGCACUGUCGUUCAUGAACUUACCAUUAAUUAAUUUGUUGAAUCUGGCAUCAAAUCAGAUCUCAACCAUUCAUAACCGAACAUUCCUCAAUGUACCCAAUUUGCGAUACCUGUAUUUAACCCGAAAUCGAAUAACUAAUAUCUCACCACAUCAGUUUAGCUCAUUCGAACAACUUGAAAUGCUUGAUCUGACCGGCAACCACCUGAAUGAACUACAGGAACAUUCAUUUUCAAAUUUGAAAAAUUUACGACAGUUAUAUCUAGGUGAAAACUAUAUAAGAAGCGUAAAACCAGGUAGUUUCGCAAACAGUUCAAUGGUCAUCCUGAUUUUGAAUUCAAACCGCCUCGAGGAACUUCAAGAAGGAAUGUUUGAUGGAUUGCCUAAAUUGCAACAAUUAGCUCUCAAGGAUAACCAC
Molecule: messenger RNA, 1494 nt
Organism: Loa loa (African eye worm)
Lineage: Eukaryota; Metazoa; Nematoda; Chromadorea; Rhabditida; Onchocercidae
Exons: 4
Cellular component (GO): extracellular matrix
Molecular function (GO): protein binding
Source: RefSeq, a predicted model, not a curated record